CCCCCCGCUCGCUCCCUUCUCCCUCCGCCAUAGAACAGCAAGUCGCCCUGCGAGAUCGGAAAGGAUGCAGCAGAACGUGCGCGGUCACGAUGCGAUCGACCUCUCGCAUCACCUCUCGGACCUCGCAAAGUCUCGGUCGGUCUCCCCGUUGAAGGGCCUCGCCAAGUACCUCAACAACCCGGACCUCAUUGCGCUGGCAGGAGGAAUGCCGCACCCCGCUUACUUCCCGUUCUCGGAGAUCAGCGGCGAAGUUCUGGUGCCCGAUUCGUUCGCACUGGAGUCCGAGUCUUCAUCCACUUCAUGGUUUUGGAGGCUGUUUGGAGCCGGCUCCUCGACCAAAGAGAGGACGACGCAUCAGACGAUUCCCAAGUAUCCUUCAAAGGCGACGCCGUUGAACCUUGCGAAGUCUCUGCAGUAUGGGACUGCGACCGGUCUCCCGGAGCUUCAGGAGUUCCUCAAGGAGUUCACCCAGAAGGUCUAUGACCCGGCAUACAAGAACUACUCAGUCCUUGUCCAUGCGGGCAACACGGACGGUUGGUGCAAGGCGGUCCAAACCCUCUGCAAUCCGGGCGAAGGUUUUCUCACCGAGGAUUGGACUUACCCGUCGGCGCUCUCAACCGCGCGGCCUCUGGGAUUGAUCCCUGUACCUGUCGAGAUGGACGGGGAAGGCAUGAGAGCGGACAGCUUGCGCAAAGUUCUGUCGGAGUGGGACGAGAAGGCUCACGGAGGAAUGAAGAGACCGCACGUCAUGUACACCGUUCCCAUAGGCCAGAACCCGAGCGGUGCAACGAUGGGCGCCGCGCGUAAGAAGGCCAUUUACGAUGUCUGUGUUGACUUCGGUAGGUCGUAUACCGGUGAAGGCUAUCACUAUGCUAAAGACCGCUCAGACGUAAUCAUUGUCGAAGACGACCCUUACUACUUCCUUCAAGAAGGAGAAUACGUCCCCAAGGAACAGCGUGUUCUCCAGUCAGCUAGCUUCACGAAGGGCAAGGAGGAGGAAGAAUACGUCGCGAGUCUGGCGCCUAGCUAUCUGAAGUUCGACACGCAAGGUCGAGUUGUUCGGCUCGAGACCUUCUCCAAGACUAUCGCCCCUGGUAGUCGCCUCGGGUGGUUCACUUGCAAUCCCGUCUUUGCUGAAAGAUUGGAACGUCAAGGAGAGACGUCGACCCAAAGCCCGUGUGGUUUUGGGCAGAGCUUGAUUACUCAGGCGCUCUUGACCUGGAAGUACGAUGGUUAUAUUCGCUGGCUACGUGGACUCGGACAGGAGUACAAGUCCCGUCGCGAUCACUUCAUCGACUGUCUAGCGGACGAAUUCCAGUUGACGCGGACAUCAAACCACGGCGUGAACGCGUGGGUCGGCUGCAACGUGUACUCUGCGUCGGACAAGAUCUUGUCCGCUACCGAUGAGAAACAGAUUUUCGGUCGCAGGCGGUAUUUUAGUUUCGUCCCGCCCAGCGCUGGGAUGUUCAUCUGGUUGAAGAUGGAUUUUUCAAGUCACCCAAGGCUGGCCGCCGAGGGAGAGCAGUCGCUUGAAAUGAAGCUUUGGGCGGCUCUUGCCGAGGCCGGCGUCCUGAUCUCUCCUGGCUGGUUCUUCUCUCCUGACGGUGAGGAUGACGCAUCUCCGGGUCAGGGUGUGGGCCACUACCGCAUUAGCUUCAGUAACGCUCAGUUCGACGUGAUGAACAAGGCAGUGAAAAUCAUGGGGAGCGUCAUGCGUGAUUUUUUCCAGGCCUAAGUUUCUGGGGUUUCACUAGACGUCUGGUACCCUCGUGCUAUCAUGGCUGCCACUUUCACCUAUGUAACCAUAUGUAGCACUCGUUAGUUCCGUUCAGGUCCCCGUUUCGGGACGAUGAAUAUCGGGAGUCCGCAUCUGUCAACCAAGCUUUACCGUUUCAAGCUCCUUACAAGUACC
Molecule: messenger RNA, 1912 nt
Organism: Punctularia strigosozonata HHB-11173 SS5
Lineage: Eukaryota; Fungi; Basidiomycota; Agaricomycetes; Corticiales; Punctulariaceae
Product: PLP-dependent transferase
Exons: 10
Coding region: 65-1735 (556 amino acids)
Biological process (GO): biosynthetic process
Molecular function (GO): transaminase activity; pyridoxal phosphate binding
Source: RefSeq, a predicted model, not a curated record